AGGUUGCUUUGUAAGCACUCGCUUAGCCAAAUCAGGUUAAAGAAGAAGAAAUCAAAGGCAGGGAGGAAGGACCAGAUAAGUAAACAAGGCCUGGUCAACCUGAUCAAACUAAGCCACGUGAGGAAAAGACAAGGAAAGCAAUACAAGGAAAGAAAGAAAGGUAAAAAAAGCUGAGUGGGUGAGGAAAGACUAACAACAAAUCUGAGAGCAAGUGAAAGCCAAGAUAUCCAAGCCAGAGACCACUGCUCAAAUUUGGCAGCAUGGCUGAGACAAACCAGGAGUCCAACUCUCAGUAUUCUGGUGAUAGCUCUGAAGCCAAGGAAGUGAAGGCCAAAGUCUCCCGCUCUUCCCGGGCUGGGCUGUUGUUCCCUGUCAGCCGCAUAGAUGGGCUGCUGCGCAAAGGACAGUUUGCAGAGCGCAUUGGAGCUGGAGCCCCAGUGUAUAUGGCUGCUGUGCUUCAGUAUCUGACCCAUGAGAUCAUGGAUAUUACUGGUGAAGUUACCAAACGUAGCAAGAAACGUCGGAUUUCCCAGCAGCACUUGCAGUUAGCCAUCCAAAGUGAUGGAGAGCUCAAGAAGGUGUUGGGAGGUGUCACCAUUUCUCAGGGCUGCGUCCCACUCCAAAAACAGCCAGCACCCUUGCCCUCCAAGAAGAAGAGUGGCCAGAGAUUCCCCAGAGGAAGGACCACUCAUGCCCGUGUCAUUGUGAAGUGAGAACAGAACAGGGAGACAGCCAUAACCUGGAUCAAGACGAGCAAGAUUGACCCGAGUGCAAGCCUCUUUGAAAACUUAUCAAUAUGGUCUUAAUAAAAUCGACUAGA
This is a messenger RNA of Alligator mississippiensis (American alligator), 820 nucleotides long. RefSeq names its product histone H2A-beta, sperm. The record is from RefSeq and is a predicted model, not a curated record. The coding region runs from base 261 to 713 and encodes 150 amino acids. NCBI's taxonomy places the organism in Eukaryota, Metazoa, Chordata, Crocodylia, Alligatoridae. Gene Ontology annotation, molecular function: DNA binding; protein heterodimerization activity; structural constituent of chromatin. Gene Ontology annotation, cellular component: nucleosome. The transcript has a single exon.